Megalops cyprinoides (Indo-Pacific tarpon) is the source of this 2574-nucleotide messenger RNA. It is a transcript of the gene bcl2l13, whose product is annotated as BCL2 like 13. Gene Ontology annotation, biological process: apoptotic process; regulation of apoptotic process. The record is from RefSeq and is a predicted model, not a curated record. Bases 704 to 2212 code for a protein of 502 amino acids. NCBI's taxonomy places the organism in Eukaryota, Metazoa, Chordata, Actinopteri, Elopiformes, Megalopidae. The transcript is spliced from 7 exons. Gene Ontology annotation, cellular component: mitochondrion.
UAAAAGCAAGGUCACCUUUCACUGGAGGUGAUUUUAAGCCUAUCCAUCAACCAUGCUUUAGAGGACUUUUGACAUGUGACAAUGAGCCGUACGAGGAUAUUUUUGCUUAUUGUGAAAGAAGCGUGGCGUGCAUUCUUCGCAAACGUGUGUGUUUGGCAUGCCUUUCCGUUUUAAUUUUGUAAUCUCGAUGUGGGCAAAUGUGUUCGCGUGCUACGCCCUUUGACCUCCACACCCCUUAAACAGUUGCCGUGUGAAGUGUUGCGCCUCUGUCCUGCCCCGCAUGAUGGCUGCCCGGACUCCAAAUUAGGAACCGGUGGGACAUAUACAUACAUACUUAACAUACAGACCGUCCAUCCCGGAGGGGGAAGUGUUUGAUUUGCGUUCUACCAAGCGACACCAACGGAAAAAGGGUUAGCUAGCCAGCUAGCUAACUAACUGUCGUGGAGGGGAGGCGGCGUGCUUCAUGUUCCAUAGCACGUCUUUUGUGCGGACUGAAAUUGCCGUUCAAGUGCAGGAAAUGAGAGUGGCUGGCUAACGGAAUUGCACGGCUGUUUCUCGCGGAUACGGCUAUCGUUACAUUUUGAUUUGCACUUCGUUGGGAGAUCUCAAUUGUGGGGGAAAAACGAUAAGGGUGAACAACGGGAGACUUGAAUAGUUUGGAUUUGACUGUGCAUGCUCCUGUAAGCCAGACAGUCUUCUUCCAAUGGCUGCUACUGACUCCACCGCUGUGCCUGAGGGUUUCCACUACGAGACCAAAUAUGUCGUCCUCAACUACCUGGGCUUGCCCCCACCCUCCAGGCCUCAGGGAGCACAGGGCACUGCUGCUGAAGCAGAGAGGAGCGGCGGCGUAAAGGCGCAGAUCGAGGAGGAGCUGAGGCGACUGGAGGAGGAAAUCUCUGCCUCUUUCUCCACCACAGGCUUCGACUGCCACACGUCCCCGGUGUUCAGCCCUGCCAACCCUGAGAGCUCCAUUGAGGACUGCCUGGCUUCCCUGGGGGACCGUGUGGCCCGCGACCUGGAGCCGCACCUGAGCGACGCCCUACAGAUGCUCCUCAGCGCCUCCUUGGAUUACCAGCGCUUCCGAGAUGCAGUACAGGAAGUGUCCUCUCACUCACAGGGCGGCUGGAACAAGGUGCUGGUGCCCUUGGUGCUGCUGCAGGCUCUGCAGGGGGAGGGGCAGUCUCUGGACACUCUGUUGCCCCUGGGGGUGCGAUACCUGGAGGAGGCCGAGGCGGAUUACAUCAUCCAGCAGGGCGGAUGGGGCACGGUGUUCAGCCUGGAGGAAGAGGAGGACACGGGCGUGAUCAUCGCGGAGGACAGUAACGACAUCUACAUCCUGUCAGGGGAGCAGCCAGAGCAGCUGAGCCCCCCAGCGUCGCUGCUCGGCGUGGGAGACAGCAGCGGCCCCAGCUCCUGGCAGACGGAGAGCCUGCCCGUCUCGCUGACCGGGCACGACUCCUGGGCGCAGGUGGGCGUCAUGGACCCCGAGGACGCCAAGAGCCUGGACAGCAGUGACGGUGCGGCGCUGGCCGAGGAGCGCAGCGAGAACAACUCCUCCAACUCGGACAUCGUGCACGUGGAGCGGGAGGAGGCGGAGCUGCUGGAGGCCGGGGGCGGGGCCGAGGCCGAGCCGGAGCCGGAGCUGCAGGAGAGCGUGCUGAGCGUGCUGGGCAGCGAGAGCGAGCUGGCUGAGCUGAGGGCGGAGAUGAGGGCGGGGUCCCCCGUGCCCCCUGAGCCUGUACCCGUGCCCACGCCCGAGGAGGCGGAGCCUGUGAAGGAGAGGCUCCCCGGCCCUCUGGCCCAGGAGGAGCCGCCUGCCGCCCCUGUGUCGGAGCCGGAGCCCCCGGCCCCUGUCCCCGCCCCCGCCCCCACCCCUGCGGAAGCUCCAGUAGAGUCAGAGCCCCCACCCCCCAGCCAGGAGCUCCCCCCGCCUCCACAGCCGGAGCCGGAGCCAGAGCCGGAACCGGUGCUCCCCCCGGUGGAGCCCCAGUUGGAGAUUGUGCAGGAGGCCGCCGUGGCGACCCUCGCCGCACCCCCUGCCCAGGAGCCCCCCGUAGCCCCGCCCGAGGAGGAGGCUGCGGCGCAGACAGAGCCCACGCCCCCCGAGACCCCCCCGCCUUCAGAGCUCCCCGUGCUGCUCUACGGGGGCGCCGCCCUGGUGGCCAUCGCUGCAGUGGUGGCGUACGGAGCCAUGGUCUACAGGAAGAAAUAACGGAGCCCCCCCCCACACCCCCAACACCCCACCCCUGCCCCGCCCCGGCUCACUGCUGGUUAUCUGGGCUGCCGAGGAGACAGGGGGCGCUGUGCCGCCGGCGUGCGCACUCUUAGGGAACCUCUCCCUCUCUUCUCAUUCGUUUUUGGUUUUUUCUCUGUCGGCUCAUCAGAGCCGUUUUUCCUUCCUCGUGAGCGCAUCACUCCUACGCCCCCGUCUGACUGGAAUGGAGUGUUUAGAUUGGUCUCCGUUUCUCUGUUGUGUGUUUUUUGGACUCGGCGUGUGUGGUGUCUUGAAUGCACAUGGGUGAUUUUUUUUUUUGGUUUCGUGUCCCUGCCUGGCUGUGGGCUGGGGUGCCUGUU